AUGUCGGAAGGCCCGGCGCGGAGCUCCACGGAGUCGUCCUCCGCGGCGUCCUCGGGGCUCGACUUCGAGGACACCGCCCUCACCCUCACGCUGCGCCUCCCGGGCUCCGACCCCGACGUCCGCAAGCGCGCCGCCUCCACCUCCAACCCCGCCGCCGGCCGCGGCAGCAGCAGCAGCUCCCCGCGGGCCUCCGAGGCUCCGCCGGCCCCCAAGGCGCAGGUGGUGGGGUGGCCGCCCGUGAGCCGGAACCGGCGGAACGCGCUCCCCAGCAGGGGAAAGUUCGUCAAGGUGGCCGUGGCCGGCGCGCCGUACCAGCGCAAGGUGGACCUCGAGGCCUACGCGGGCUACGACCAGCUGCUCGCCGCGCUCCAGGACAAGUUCACCUCCCACUUCACCGUCCGCCGCCGGGUGGGGAACGAGGAGAUGGCGCUCGUCGACGUCGUCAGCGGGGCAGAGUACGUGCCCACGUAUGAGGACAAGGACGGCGACUGGAUGCUCGUCGGGGACGUCCCCUGGAGUGUUGGAUCAGAGUGUGGUGACAUGUGA
This is a messenger RNA of Miscanthus lutarioriparius, 546 nucleotides long. The record is from the annotation of a GenBank genome assembly. Lineage: Eukaryota; Viridiplantae; Streptophyta; Magnoliopsida; Poales; Poaceae.